Molecule: messenger RNA, 321 nt
Organism: Glycine soja
Lineage: Eukaryota; Viridiplantae; Streptophyta; Magnoliopsida; Fabales; Fabaceae
Exons: 3
Coding region: 1-321 (106 amino acids)
Source: RefSeq, a predicted model, not a curated record
AUGGGAGGCAUAGGCAAGACCACCCUUGCUACUGCUCUAUAUGUCAAACUGUCUCAUGAGUUCGAAGGUGGUUGCUUCCUCACAAAUGGAACUGAUGUUGUUGAAGGCAUAAUUUUAGAUUUGGAUACAUUAACCAGGGAUCUAGGUUUGAGCUCUGAUUCCCUUGCAAAGAUAACUAACGAAUUCUCAGUGAUAUCAGAGGAAAUGAUGGUCUUGGAUUUAGAAGACACAGCUAGAUGUGCAUUGCCAACCUCAAUUUGGCACAAUAAGGAACUUCGUUUUGUUUCUCUAAGGGUUGUAACAAUCUUAACACUGAACUGA